UGCAUCAAAAUAAACAUAAGCAUGGACCCUUUCUCUAUAACAGUUUCCUUUUUUCUCCUGGUUAUAACUAUCUUUCUAUGGUAUAGAUGGAGAAUUAAUAAACUGUCUUUAUUUACUAAACUUGGAAUACCUGGUCCUAAACCAAGUUUUUGGACAGGUAAUUUAAAGGAGAUAAUUGAGAAGGGCAUCAAUUGCGAAAGCGAAUGGAUUGAAAAAUAUGGAAAAAUAGUUGGUUACUUCUUUGGAACUAGACCAAUUUUACUAAUUGCUGACCCAGAAUUGUUAAAGAUUGUUUUGGUUAAAGACUUUACUAAUUUUAUGAAUAAAGAUGUUUUCGUGCCUUAUGCGGGUGUUUCUACGGAAAAAAUGAAAUAUGCCAUUGGAUUGCAAAAGGAUAAACAAUGGAAAUUCAUUCGUAGCGUUAUUACACCUUCAUUUAGUAGCGUAAAAUUAAAAAGUAUGAUGCCUAUAUUUAAUGAGUCCAUUGAAGUAUUCUUAGACAAGAUUUCACAAGAAGAAAGCAAAAAGUCAUCUUUCGAUGUAUAUCCUAUGUACAAAAAGAUGGUUUUGGAUAUAAUUACCAAAAAUGCUUUUGGAAUAUCGACAAACGUUCAACUUAAUGAUGAUAAUAUUUACUUGAAAUGUGUUUUGAGAGUCCUCAAUAAUGGAGCUGCUGACAUUCUAAAUUUCGUAUCCUUAUGCUUUCCAGAAACGGAACCGAUACCAUCAUUUUUAAAAAUAACCAUAGACAAAUUUCGUUCAAAGUUAGGUUUACCGUCUGUAACUAUGUUGGUUAAUAUUUGCGAAACAGUGAUCAAGAAGAGAAAAUCGGAUCCUCAGUCUCGACGUCCCGAUUUACUUCAAAGUUUAAUCGAUUCUUCUAUUUCUAAAGAAGAAUUGUCAAAUACCAAAAUAGAAGAAUUAGAAGCGAGUGAUGAUUCUAAGGAGAAACACUCUACAACAGAUAAAAACAAGUCGAGUAAAAAUCUUCAAUUUUUGACAAAAGAAGAAAUUACAGCUAAUGCAAUGGUAUUUAUAAUAGCAGGUUAUGAUACUACAAGUAGUUUGUUGGCUUUUACAACUCAUUUUCUUGUUAAUAAUCAAAAUAUUCAAGAUAAAGUGAGGAAAGAGAUAAUGGAUAACGUAGACUGUGAAAAACAACUAACAAUUGAAAAUUUAUCAAAACUUACCUAUUUAGAUCAAGUAUGUUCAGAGACAUUGAGAUUAUUUCCUCCCUUAACCAGUUUUAUUAAUAGAAUCACAAGUAAGCAAUUUUAUUACAAAAAUAUAAAAAUACCAGAGGGUUUAACAUUACAAGCACCACUCUGGCAAAUGCAAAGGAAUACAGAAUAUUGGGACAACCCAGAAAUUUUUGAUCCGGAAAGAUUUUCUCCUGAAAAUAAAUCUAAAAUAAACCAAAUGAUGUACCAACCUUUUGGAAUGGGACCAAGAAACUGUAUUGGAAUAAGAAUGGCUAAAACAAUUGUAAAAUUGGCAUUAUCUCAUCUUCUGUAUAAAUACAAGUUAUUACCAUCUGAAGAAACAGAUUCUGAACUCAACAUUGAUCCAAAAUUAUUUGUUAAUUAUCCAAAAAAUGGAAUGAAAGUAAUGGCUGUUUCCUGUUGAAACUAUAUAUAUAUCAUAUCAUAUCAUAAGAAGAAAUUAUUAUUUGUCAACAAUCAGAUUAAUAUCAAAUAUUUUUAAUA
Centruroides sculpturatus (bark scorpion) is the source of this 1706-nucleotide messenger RNA. Its product is annotated as cytochrome P450 3A24-like. The coding region runs from base 22 to 1626 and encodes 534 amino acids. Gene Ontology annotation, molecular function: iron ion binding; oxidoreductase activity, acting on paired donors, with incorporation or reduction of molecular oxygen; monooxygenase activity. The record is from RefSeq and is a predicted model, not a curated record. Lineage: Eukaryota; Metazoa; Arthropoda; Arachnida; Scorpiones; Buthidae. The transcript has 14 exons.